AUGGCGACCGGCGUGCUAUGGAAUGUCUGUGACGAGGUCAUUAACUUUGCCAACCUGGGCGUGGUGGGCCAUCUUGUUCACAGGGCAGAGCAUUUCAGGGACACGCUCAAGGACGUCAUGGAGGAACUCAAGGAAUGGUCCGAAGAGCAGGAUGAAGAGGACGACGACGACGAUUCCGACGAUGCGGACGAAGGUCAAGACCAAGACGUCCAGGAUCUUGCCGACGGCGUGAACAACACCCAUAUCAGCACCCAGGCUAUGAUCGACGACCUCAUGAACUCCAACACCGUCAUCCCACGCGACGAUCCUGACAAGAUCAGAGACCGGCUAGACUCAACCUUGCGUAGGCUGCGGCUUACUGUCCUGCUCUUCCAGGCCCUCAUCAAGCGAAGGCUCAAGACACUGCCAAAACUGCCCCUGGCGCCUCAGGAUGACUCGGUGGUCGUCUCCCGGCUGGAUGAAGUACUCCCUCUUCUUAGGAAGAUGGCAGACCGUUUCAACAGUCUUGCCGUCGCAUUUUACGAUCUCGACUCAACAGAAAUCACACGGCUCAUGGACCAGUGUUUCUUCGAUGCCUUUGCGGUCUCGGAGCUUUUAGCCAAGCCAUGGGCUGGCCAAAAGGACGAGUUUACGGACUGGGUUACCAAGUUCCAGGUCGAGAUCAAAAAGAGUUGA
Messenger RNA from Diaporthe citri, 675 nucleotides. RefSeq lists its product as uncharacterized. The record is from RefSeq and is a predicted model, not a curated record. The transcript has a single exon. Gene Ontology annotation, biological process: regulation of cell cycle. Gene Ontology annotation, cellular component: nucleus. NCBI's taxonomy places the organism in Eukaryota, Fungi, Ascomycota, Sordariomycetes, Diaporthales, Diaporthaceae. Bases 1 to 675 code for a protein of 224 amino acids.